AAUGAUAAACUGCUGUGGGAAGUCAGCCUGUAACCGUGUGGCUGUACCACAGUACUGGGAACUGUUCCGUGUGAGCUUAUUGAAAACCAUUAUAUGGUUGAAUUCUUGUUUCGGUUCUCCUGUGUCUGCAUGGAUCUGUUUUUGAGUUAGUUCGCUCGGGACCGUCAGUUGGUCGGUGUUGGUGUUGACACCGUGACGGUGUAAAAAUAUAACGGCAGUGAUUCGGUUGCUUCGGUGUAUUUUUUUACGUUUAAUGCGCGACAAUACGAGAAACUCCCACCUCUGGUGCGUGAGUAGGUGAUUUCCAGUCGCCUUAAGUCUACAGGACUCAUCAUAAUUGAUACGUCAUCAAGUGUAGAGCUUUGUUUAGUACUUUUAUGUUAAUGAAUGAAUGAAUCUGAGUGUUCAAGACUGUUGAACGGAAAGUAAAAGAGUACUUCUACUUGGUCGCUUUACUUUCAACAUGUUGUCAUCUACAAGACAACGAACAAGUGGACUGUCUGUUGGACUCAUCGUUGAAGCUGUAAAAUGCACUUAAAGGCAUAAUUCAGGGCGUUCCCUUACUUUCAGUAAAGAUGAUGAAGGAAACAAAGUGCAGUGACUUGGCAGGAUGCAGCUCUUACCCUAGUGAUUGACUCUGGGAUGAAAGUGGUUGGACUAAUCAACAUAAGUUCACUGAGUUAAGUUGUGUGUGAUUCCAUGUCCCCCAUGCCUUUGUUGGCAUCUAAUGGAAGAAAAAGCACCCAUCAGGUCUGCUAUGGUAUCCAGAUUGCCUAAGUUUGGUGGACGUUCCUCGACUGGUGGCUCAAGCCCCUUACCAAAUGGUUCUACACAACCUACCACUCCUGCACAGGAUGGUAAGACCACCCCGCCGGGUACACGCCCAAAUGGCGUGAUCCGUGCAUCUCUGUUUUCCAUGAAAUGGAAGAAAGAUGAGGGGACAACGCCCUCCAGCCCCUCUACCCCGAUCAACCUGGUGGACGGGGUAGAGGAUAAGGCUCCGAAACAGCUUCCCUCUGUGACAAAGGAGGGAAGAAGUAGCACUCCAGGAACACCCAAGAUACCAAGGUCAAGUUCUUUGGCUGUAGCUGUCUCCAGUCCUACCACCAUUCCAAAGCAACCCUUGAAGAUGAGCUCCAAAGCAGGGACCAAGCUCAGCCAAAGCCCAUUGAAUGGAGGUCAUAAAAUGGGACUCAAUGGCUCCGGCAUUCCUGCAAGAACAGGGUCAGAAUCCCGCCUUUUGUGUCCAAGUUUGGGCUCAAAUUCUCCCAGAAGCAGCUCUCAGGACAGCCUGUCCCAGUCUACUGACAGCCUGAAGACCCUGGCGCUGGACAACAUGGUUCGCUCAAACAGCUUCACUCACUUCAAACAGAUCCCCUCACCCACAAGCCAACCUAUGAAACGGUCCUUCUCCUUCAACAGGGCAGUGGAGUUAGCCAAGCCUCUUGCUAACACUCAGCUGCGACCUCGGCGGAGUAGUUUCCUCAAACCCCCUCAGCUGAGCAAUGGAAGAGUGGGUGUAGGAAUCGGAGGCAUGAAUGGCAACCUCGGAGGCCCAGGAGGUGGAGGACUUGGAGGAUUUCAGUAUAGUAGAACCCCUCCAUCUGCCUCCUCUCUGCCCACCCUCUCGAUCCCUCCAGCACCCAGUACUCCCAGGUCUCUGAGGAAGCCUCUGCUCCCCAGUUGUGUUCUAACCAAGCCACUGAGCAGCAGUGGGGGGUCUUUGGGCUUCAGGCUGGCUCGCUCUGGGCCGGUCAAGCAGCAGAAGCCUCUUUUUCCAUGUAAAGUCAGGGGUGAUAUCAAUCCUCCAGCAGCCCCUGAAUGUGGAGGGCUUGUAGAGAGAGGAGCAGACGAUAAGCUGACUGGGGAGGUCGACACAGUAAAUCCACAGACUGACGGUGAUGGAUGCUCUGGAGAUGGAGUGGGAAAAGGAGGAGAGAAUGGGGUGCUUAUGCAGAGCUCUGGCCAGGAAGCAGGUGAGGCUCUGGAGGACAUGUCUUUAUCUUCUGCUUCAUCUCUUGAAAGAGUCGACAUCAGUGAAGAGUUUCUAGAUGACUUCGACAGUGUGGGAGACGUAUUCAGUGACGGGGACCUGCCUGACAAUAGGAAAAUUGGCAAGACGACUCAAACCAACAUACACAGCUUCCUCAAUGAAACCCUUGCCUGGGACUCAAUGGAUCUUGAAGGACACAAAGAUGAAAGCCCCAUGCAGGACUCCCAGGGACCACUGGGGUUGUCUUCAGAGCGUGCUGAUGGCCUUCAGGCUUCUUCUUUGGAGCUGUCACCCUCUAACAGCUCUGGUGGAACCUACAUGUGGGAUGAGGAUGGUUUGGAACCCCUUGGAGGGCCGAGGACACUUCCAUGCGACAGCUAUGAUGACUCAGAGCUCAACAGCAUGGAUAUCCUGAACAACCUGGACCCCCAAGGGAACGGAGAAUUGGAAGACGAUGACCUCAUGCUGGAUGUAGACCUCCCUGAGGAUGGACUGCUUGACCUUGACAGGAUGUCCCACAUUGAGCGCUCAGAGAGGGCCGGUCGGCAGGGACAGCGUCGUAAACACCACCGAUGGAGUGGACCAGAACACUUCCACAAUGACAGCAGGGCCAAUGUCUUUCAGCACUAUGAUGGUCACAAGGCAUCAAGAAUCUCUUCACAGUCAGUUCCCUCUGAAGACAGGCAGCAGAGCUACGUGUCGGCACUGGAUGAAAUCACUCUCAGACAUAUGAGUCAGGACUGCAGCUCCCUGAAGAACCAGCUGCUCAGGCUCAAAACAUUACUGCAGCUGGAGGAUACUGACUCUCCAGCUGAAGUUCCUGAGGACAUUGAAGACAAUACCACUGCAACACAAUUGGGGGAGCUGAUUAAGGAAGUACAGGUGCUCAGAGAGGAGCUGAGGAGUCGAGACAAGACCAUCGCUCAGCUCACACUGCAGUGCCAACAACUACAACAACAGCAUCAGCAGGAACAAAUGCCUGCUCAAGGUCGACAGUUCAGGUGUCAGUGCCACCACCAGAGGGCUCCCUCUUCGCUGCGGCAGAGUGACAGACAGAUGGACAAACGUAUGCAGAAUCACUAUGACAAGGCCACCCAGACGUACUGGAGACCAGCAAGCCAUGCUCCUCAAAUACUACAGCCCUCCAGCCCCUGCCUCAGCGAGCACCUCCACCAGGGAAAACUAGUAAAACCUCCCCACACAGAGGGCCGCAGUGACUUCACACAGAGCAGAUCAGAAGAAGCAACACAGAUAGACGCUGACCGUCCUCUUGAAGAACUUAUGGUGGACAUGUCCGGGCCAGCAGACCCAGACGAGUUGAGUCAUCCGCUCAGCACCCACCAGCACUGCCUAGACUCUGAGGCACCACAGGGGGUAACCAACAGAGACAGUCCAGUAACAGCAGCCCAGUCUGCAGCACAGCAUGAGCAAAGAGCUCCCACUGUGAAACUGCAGAACUCUAUCACUCCCAAACCUGCUGCUAGUUCGACGUGCCCUCGCAUGCUGCAGCCUCCUCGCCUUCACAAGCGCAUGUCUCUCCCUGCGCUCAAGCCAGGGGGCGCUGGCAGCUCGGGAUGUGUCUUGGGCCCGCUGGCUAGACACGGCAAACAGCUGCCCCCUCCGACUAGAGGCCUUCCUUGCUUCAACAACGGACUCCAGGCGCACGCUCCAAGUCUUUGUCGCACAUCACUGCUUCAGCCUCGCAGAGCAUCUGAGCCUUGCAGGAAUCAACAGAGUACCAACUCCAGCCAGGAGGAGCCUGACCAGGGGGAGCUUAAAAACCCCGGGUCAGCUAAAACCCUGAUCCCUCUGAGUCGCUCAUGCCUCCCCAAGCCAAAGAUCCCUUGAGGACAAGAUAAGAUAAGAUAAGAUAUUACUUUAUUGGGGAGGAGCUUCAAUCAACACUUAAAAUCUUAAAACUGGAAUUACUCUGACAUGCAAACUCAUCCGUUUGCCUCCCUAGCCACAACACAGGAUGAUUGUUUUUCUUAUUGAGUGUCUUAGGGACACAACAUAGAGCUCAUUUACACACACACGGACAAUUCAGGGACUGCUAGUGUUAUUGAAACUGCUGUCAACCACUCAAGCCUGACUGACUGAGAGAAAUAAAGCAUGUAGCAGAAUCUUUGCUUCACAAUAGUCCA
This is a messenger RNA of Notolabrus celidotus (New Zealand spotty), 4137 nucleotides long. It is a transcript of the gene ccser2a, whose product is annotated as coiled-coil serine-rich protein 2a. Gene Ontology annotation, cellular component: microtubule cytoskeleton. Gene Ontology annotation, molecular function: microtubule binding. Lineage: Eukaryota; Metazoa; Chordata; Actinopteri; Labriformes; Labridae. The record is from RefSeq and is a predicted model, not a curated record. Bases 728 to 3841 code for a protein of 1037 amino acids. Gene Ontology annotation, biological process: microtubule bundle formation. The transcript is spliced from 11 exons.